GCCAUUUGCAAUCCACUACGUUAUCCAGAAAUUAUGAACAGAAAAGUAUGUUUCCAACUAGCUGUUGCAUCAUGGCUUUUAGGUGUCCCUAACUCUACUGUCUCUGCCAUAUUUGUUUUUAGUGUGCCAUAUUGUGGGCCUAAUAUAGUUAAUCAUUUCUUUUGUGAUAGUCCCCCAGUGCUAGAACUGGCUUGUGCUGAUACCUACAUGGUUCAAAUUGAAGCUCUCACAGCUACUGUGAUAUUCAUUGUGUUUCCUUUCCUCAUUAUUUUAUUCACGUAUAUAUGCAUCAUCAUUACUAUCUUGAGAAUGCCCUCGGCAGAGGGGAGGCAUAAAGCCUUUUCAACAUGUUCAUCUCAUCUUCUGGUGGUUACUUUAUUUUAUGGCACAGCCACAUCUACCUACUUCAACCCUAAGUCCCAGUACUCUCCAGACACAAAAAAAUUCCUUUCCCUCUCCUACACAGUCAUCACACCCAUGUUAAACCCUAUUAUCUACAGUUUGAGAAACAAGGAAGUGAAAGGUGCAAUGAAAAGGACAUUAUAUCAGAGAAUAUUUGCCCAGAACAAAAUAAAACUUGUUGAGACAUUGUAA
Messenger RNA from Python bivittatus (Burmese python), 594 nucleotides. The record is from RefSeq and is a predicted model, not a curated record. NCBI's taxonomy places the organism in Eukaryota, Metazoa, Chordata, Lepidosauria, Squamata, Pythonidae.